This is a messenger RNA of Zootermopsis nevadensis, 3617 nucleotides long. The record is from RefSeq and is a predicted model, not a curated record. NCBI's taxonomy places the organism in Eukaryota, Metazoa, Arthropoda, Insecta, Blattodea, Termopsidae.
AUGACUGCUCUGAUGGUUAUUGGAAAUGAGGUGUUGUUUACGUUGAAGUGUCUUAAAGAACACAAAUAGCCUUUAGAUGUACUUAUUUAUGUUGACAUUAAAUAUAAGCUGUGUUUGGAAUCAAAAGUUGUGUGUUAAGAAGAAUGAAUAAUAAUAAUAAAUAAAAAAUUAUAAGGAAACUGGUGAUCGUUUAUUUAAAGCGUUCCUAACCUCUAGUGGAAGGAAAUCAGACGAAGACAACUUAAAUGGAUAUGGAUUCUCGGCGAAGCACAGCUGCACAGUCUUUUAUUGAGGAUGAUAACAAUAAGAUUGUUGAAUGGUUAAAUCAAGCAUCUCUGGCAACAGACAACACUAAAACUGACCAUCUUCGUCGAGUUCAAGAAAUCAUCAUCAACAAGGAUGCAAGUUUGUUGGAUAACUUCUUAGAUGAAGUUUUAGGUUUUCAAAAUGAUCGCAGUGCGGAUGUACGGAAAUUCAUUGUAGGCUUUAUUGAAGAAGCAUUUAAGAAAGAUCCUGAUGUGUUACCAAAAGUUGUGGCAAAUCUGUCUAUGCUAUUACAGGAUUCUUCAGUCCAAGUCCAGAAACGAGUCAUUCAGGCAGCAAGCCAGGUCUAUCGUGGGGCACUGGCUUGGCUUGCUAAAGCUCGAGCCGUCUCAGAGGAAAUGGAAGCAGCAUGGGCUAUGAUGGGAAGCAUCAAAGCACAGAUUGUAAAUAUGAUUGACAGUGAUAAUGAUGGUAUUAGAACCCACUCUGUGAAGUUCCUGGAAUGUGUAGUGCUAUUGCAGACCUAUCCUGAAGCAGACAGUAUGAAAAGGGACAAUGACUUCUCUUUGGAAGAUGUUCCUCUAACAUUGAAGAUUGCUCGGAGACGGAAACUGGAAGAAGAAGCUAAGAUGGUGUUUAACCUUUUGGUCAAGUUUCAUGGUUCACCGCAUGUCAGCAGUGUUAACUUGAUGACUUGCAUGGGUUCUCUUACUCUUAUUGCAAAGAUGCGGCCACAGUUCAUGGGGAAGGUAAUAGCUGCUCUGGAGACACUGCACACAAACCUUCCACCAACAUUGUCCAAAUCUCAAGUUAGUUCUGUGAGGAAGCACUUGAAGAUGCAAUUGCUGAAUCUACUGAAACAUCCAUCAUCAGUGGAUUACCACAAUAAUAUCACCACAUUACUUACUGACUUAGGCGCUACAUAUCAAGAGGUGCUCAAGUCUUAUCCAAAGAUUGAUGAACUUCGGAAGCGUCAAAAGCGCAUGGCAGAGACCUUGUCAUCGUCCCAGACUUCUGUAAGUGCAAACAAAAAGCCACGGUUGGAUAUAGAAGAUGAUGAGGAGGAGGAAGAGGAAGAGGAGGAUGAUGGAAUCAGUAGUCACAGCAUGGAAAUUCAUCACAAGAAGCACACUGACUUGGCCAUUGAUGUUACAGAGCAAUUUAUAGUUGAGCGAUUGUCUCCAGAAUUGGCUGCUCAGAUUGUCAUGAUUUCUAUGGCAAAACUUCCUGAUUCUAUGCCACCACACUUCAGUGCCAUGUACACACCAAUUGCAGCAGCAGGUACCCAGGGUCAGAUCAAACACGUGGCUCGACUGAUUGCCACACAGCUUACUGCAAUUGGACUUGGGCCAGGAGCAAGACAGGCAAAGAAACUGCAAGUAAUUCCCAAAGUUGCGUCUGUUGUUGAUGACAAUUAUCAAAUGUCUAGCUCAGCCAAGAGUUCAAUAUCCACUGUUGUAAGUGGUUUGAUGGAAAAGGAGAAGGAGGGCCGCUCAAAGGCUGCAACACUAUUACCAUCUGGUGGCUCUCUCAAGGCUGUGAAACAGCGCAUUAAGACAUUGAAGCUUUCAGAGAUCACAAAACCUUUAGAAAAUGAGAUGAUGAUAAAAAUGAUGGCUGGUGCUGUGCAACGGAUAUUGAAAGCAGAGAGAGAUGCGGCAAUAGGUGGUGUGACAGCAGUGCGCACCAAAAUCAUCACCACCCUGGCUGCUACUUUCAAUAGGAAAGUUAGAGAUGUGGUGUUGAAUUUCCUGUUGGAAGAUGUGAGAACCCAUUUGGACUUAGGGUUUGCUUGGCUUUAUGAAGAAUACAGCUUUAUGCAAGGAUUCAAUAGAAUGCCACCAUUCCUCAAGCAAGAGCAAAGUCCUGAAUACAGCUACAACAGACUCUUAUGUGCAAUGGCAAGCAAUUUCAUUGAAAAGGCAGAAAUGAAAGACAGAGAUGUCCUUUUAGCUCGAUUGUACCUGGAAGCACCCUUGAUAACAGAAGAAGCAACAGAGCUCUUGAAGAACAUGUGUGCUGAUGAGACUCGGGCACCUGUUGGAUUACAUCUGUUGCAAGACUUGGUGAUCCGUCGACCACCCAAACAGCUCACAUUCCUCAAUGCUCUUCUUGUGCAUACUGCACAUGAAAAUCCAGAGGUACGUGGACGUGCCAUAAAGGCUGUGGCGGAACUGUAUGAUCGUGGGGACCUCAGGAGUAUCAUAGAAGAGUAUGCUAUAUUUUAUCUGGGUUUCCUUCGCCUGCUUCAACCACCAGAUGUCCUCUUUGGUGUAGACAGAGGACGUCCUAUCAAGGUUGAUGCUUGGAAUGAGGAUACUGUCAGAGUAUGUCUAUAUCUGUACCUAGCCCUGCUUCCUGUCAAUGAGAAGCUAAUUCAUGAAUUGGCAAGAGUGUAUGUGCAAACUGUGGCAGAUGUAAAACGAACAAUUCUGCGCCUGUUGGAACAGCCUGUUAGAGGGAUGGGAAUGGACUCACCUCAGCUGCUUAAGCUUGUUGAGGAGUGUCCAAAAGGUGCUGAAACACUCGUCACCAGGGUUAUUCAUAUACUGACUGAUAAAACUCCUCCAAGUGCUGAGCUGGUUGCACGAGUGCGAGAUUUAUACCAUACACGUGUGUCUGAUGUGCGGUUCUUGAUUCCUGUAUUAAAUGGGCUCACAAAGAAGGAAGUAAUAGCUGCAUUGCCAAAGCUCAUCAAGCUGAACCCUGUGGUUGUGAAAGAAGUCUUUAACAGGUUGCUGGGAACACAUUCAGAGGGCUUGAGCCACACAUCACCUCUUACUCCUGCAGAGCUUCUCAUUGCUUUGCACAAUAUUGAUCCUUCCAAGUGUGAGCUAAAAACUGUUAUCAAAGCUACAUCAUUGUGCUUUGCUGAGAAACAAGCAUACACACAGGAAAUUCUGGCUGUGGUGAUGCAACAUUUGAUGGAGCUGAACCCAUUGCCAACUUUACUGAUGCGCACAGUGAUACAGUCCCUCUCUCUCUACCCACGGCUCAUAGGUUUUGUCAUGAACAUCCUACAGAGGCUAAUAAUGAAACAGGUUUGGAAACAGAAGAAAGUAUGGGAGGGUUUCAUCAAGUGUUGUCAGCGAACAAAACCACAAAGUUUCCAGGUGUUACUACAGCUUCCACCUGCCCAACUCAGUGAUGUGCUAGUCAACUCACCAGAUCUGCAGCAACCACUCCUUUCCCAUGUCAUGGCUUUCACAGAGAAUCAGCGUGCUCACAUUCCUCAGUCGAUCAUGGAUGUCCUGCUAGGUAAUAGAAGGCCUCAUUUGGAAGAAUAUGAUGUCUAUAGUGAAGCUGUAAGUAUGGGUCUUACAGUCAGCAUUUACUAAUUCUACAUCAUUAGA